GUCUCCUGGAAUCCUUCUUUUUAGAGAACUCUUUAGAACCUUUUAUUCGUACCAUGGAUCAGAAACCUAAGGAUGAUAUUGAUUUUCUUGAACCAUCAGUACUCUUAGAUGAGACACACUAUCAAGCGGGUUUCAAGAAUGGUUAUAGUGACGGCUUGGUGUCCGGAAAAGAAGAGGGAAGGCAGGUUGGUUUAAAGAAUGGUUUCCAAGUAGGUGAAGAACUAGGUUUCUACCAGGGAUGCGUGGAUGUUUGGAUGUCAUUAGUUUCAAUUGAUCAAAAUGCUUUCUCAGCUCGGGUCAGGAAGAACAUCGAGCAACUAGCUGCACUGAUGAGAAGCUAUCCGUUGUCCAAUCCAGAAGAUGAGCAAGUUCAAGACAUAAUGGAGAAGAUAAGGUUGAAAUUCAGGGUUAUCACAGCAAGCUUAGGUGCAAAAUUGGAGUAUCAAGGUCAUCCGACAUCAUCCAAGCAGGAUGUGGAGGAUCUUUAACUAGUUUAGCUUUCUGAAUGUCAAACCACCAUGUUGAAAUUGAUAUGUGACAACCAUACAUGUUUAUGUUGGUUUUAGUUAACAAAUCCUUGUUCUGGCGUAUGCUUAUAUGGAAUAGUGUUUGUAAAAAUCUCAUGAAGGCUACCAGGAUCAGAGAGGAAACCUAGAAGCCUGAAUCUGAGUACGUACA
Molecule: messenger RNA, 678 nt
Organism: Oryza brachyantha (malo sina)
Lineage: Eukaryota; Viridiplantae; Streptophyta; Magnoliopsida; Poales; Poaceae
Product: protein LTO1 homolog
Exons: 1
Coding region: 54-488 (144 amino acids)
Source: RefSeq, a predicted model, not a curated record